Molecule: messenger RNA, 228 nt
Organism: Protopolystoma xenopodis
Lineage: Eukaryota; Metazoa; Platyhelminthes; Monogenea; Polystomatidea; Polystomatidae
Source: the annotation of a GenBank genome assembly
AUGGCGAGACUCACUGACGAUGCCGGCGAAACGUCUUGGAAUGUACCACGUCCACGGGAGUGUCGCAUUCUCGCAUACGACUUUCGUCUCAAAUUGGGCAUCUGCCUGGUUCUCGUAUAUGCUUGGGCCCCCGACAGUCGAAGUACAAUCGAUAUGAUCAAGAACACCAUCAUAACCACCGUCAUCAUCAGCAAAGCCAUCCGUCAUCUCACUUGCAACAUCAAAAGU